This is a messenger RNA of Aspergillus sclerotioniger CBS 115572, 1173 nucleotides long. RefSeq lists its product as uncharacterized. The transcript has 3 exons. Bases 240 to 1088 code for a protein of 282 amino acids. NCBI's taxonomy places the organism in Eukaryota, Fungi, Ascomycota, Eurotiomycetes, Eurotiales, Aspergillaceae. The record is from RefSeq and is a predicted model, not a curated record.
CCGGAGAGCGCUGUCACUGCGCCAAUCUGGUACCGGGCAUUGGUUUAUCAACGGGCCUUUUCGACAAUGGUUUUCUGGGGCGGACGGGUUGAGAUUCCUCUAUCUCCAAGGUAGAUGUGAGUUCUCAUCCUAGCUACAACUGCAAGAUUCUGUAGUAAGACGCAAGCUUUACAGCUGGAUCGGGGAAAACUGUCCUCUGUGCGACAGCUAUUGAAGAGGCGCAGAAGGUUGCCAGAACCAUGAAACAAACUCAAGUUCACCUCAUAUACUUCUAUUGCUCAUUCCAGCUUGGUGCAUCCCAAAGCCUACAAAAUUUGCUAGGAGCCCUUUUGGCUCAACUUUCUUACGCCCUUCCCGAGAUUUCUGCGGACUUGAAGACUUGUUUCGAAAGAAGAUCCCCUCCUACCCCCGAUAGCCUUAUUCAACUACUUCUAAAAUACGGCUCUCGGGUACAGAAGCUGUACAUCAUCGUUGACGCUAUCAAUGAGAGUGACGAGGCUGAUGACAUCCUUAAAUCACUGAUGGCCAUCCUGGAAGCCUCAGAGAAUGUGUACGUUAUGACUACUUGCACGAGUCCUCCAAGCACACAGUGCAAAGUUCGAUACCUGAAGGAGACAAUGAAGCCGUCAUCAAACAAAUACGACAUUCAAGCAUUUGUGAACUUGCAGUUGGAGCUGCAGCCAGCUCUCCGUCGCCUGCCAUCGCAGACAAAGGUCCACAUAAGCAACUUGCUCUCCUCCAAAGCAGAUGGAAUGUUUCGGUAUGUGCGAUGCCAAAUAGACCUCCUUAGCGCCCAGAAAACGGGUCGAGGCGUUCUCCGAGCGCUCGAGGUAAUGCCAGAAGACUUGAAUGGCACCUAUGAAGUUAUUCUGGGUAGGGUCUCGACCCAUGAUCGAGACCUUGCCAGAGAAGCGCUCCUCUGGCUUACAUUUAGUCGACAGGCGCUUACUUUACCAGCGUUGAAUGAGGCACUGGUUUUGGAAAAAGGCGAUAAGUAUAUCGACGACGAAUACAGACUCAUCAAUCCCGAUAUCGUUCUUGAGAUUUGCCAGGGCCUGGUGGUUUUGACGAGACUAACUCAGUUGUGACUCUGGCCCAUUCUUCUGUCAAGGCAUUUCUAACCUCCGAUGCCAUUAAACACGGACCCGCGGCGUUUUUCGCAUUGGAGGAGAC